Messenger RNA from Candidozyma haemuli, 333 nucleotides. It is a transcript of the gene UBC4, whose product is annotated as E2 ubiquitin-conjugating protein. Gene Ontology annotation, molecular function: ubiquitin conjugating enzyme activity. The coding region runs from base 1 to 333 and encodes 110 amino acids. Gene Ontology annotation, biological process: ubiquitin-dependent protein catabolic process; protein polyubiquitination. The record is from RefSeq and is a predicted model, not a curated record. Lineage: Eukaryota; Fungi; Ascomycota; Pichiomycetes; Serinales; Metschnikowiaceae. Gene Ontology annotation, cellular component: nucleus. The transcript has a single exon.
AUGGGUCCUCCAGACUCUCCAUAUGCUGGAGGUGUGUUUUUCCUUUCGAUUCACUUCCCUACCGACUACCCAUUCAAGCCACCAAAGAUCAACUUCACCACAAAGAUCUACCAUCCUAACAUCAACGGUACUGGUUCCAUCUGUCUAGAUAUCUUGAAGGACCAGUGGUCUCCAGCUCUCACUAUUUCCAAGGUGCUUUUGUCCAUCUGCUCCUUGUUGACUGAUGCUAACCCUGACGACCCCUUGGUCCCUGAAAUCGCUCACGUUUACAAGUCUGACAGACCUAAGUACGAGGCCACUGCUAGAGAGUGGACCAAGAAGUACGCUGUCUAG